GUGAGGGUGAGGCUGUGGGUGAGGGACGCAGGGUUGGUUUCGCGCCUGUUGGCAUGGCGAGAGAUGGAGCGUCGAGGAUGUCGUUUUUCUUGUAGGAUAUAGUGAGGGGUCAGAGGGAUGAAGGUAAUGGCGUAGUGGUUGAUGGAUCGGAAUGGUUUUUUAUGGAAGCGGUUACUGCGUAGGCGCUUGUCCUCUCAAAUCUUUUACUUGUUUCUUUUGUUACUUGGGAACUAUGAGGCGUUUCCGGUUGAUAUUGCCGGCGUUACCGCUUCAUGUGUUAUUCGUAUACGCAGAGUGUCGUUCUGUCUCUGCUUCCGACGAGUGUUGAGCACUUGUUGCGCCUGUCGUGAUAGGAGAAGACGCUGCUCGGUCUCUGGGGAAUGCGAGGACUUCGACUCUGCGAUAGGGCUGAAAAGAGAAGGUACGGAAAAGAUGACGGGUUGUGCGAAACCUCCAAGGGGAAGCACGGUGUUAUGUAUGCACCAUUCCCUUGCCGUGCUGAGAAUGGGACGGCAAGCAAGGGAUGGCUCUUUGAACAGUUCUCCCAACCACAGGAGACAAGCACAUAGACUAAAUACUUGUCCCACAUAUUCACACCAGCGAAGAACAACCAAAGAAAGAGAAGACGAUUGAUCGAUCACAGCACCUCGAAUUCAAAAUAAGAAGGUCCCG
Molecule: messenger RNA, 672 nt
Organism: Westerdykella ornata
Lineage: Eukaryota; Fungi; Ascomycota; Dothideomycetes; Pleosporales; Sporormiaceae
Exons: 1
Coding region: 142-633 (163 amino acids)
Source: RefSeq, a predicted model, not a curated record